Molecule: messenger RNA, 561 nt
Organism: Plasmodium gallinaceum
Lineage: Eukaryota; Apicomplexa; Aconoidasida; Haemosporida; Plasmodiidae
Gene: ATP11
Product: ATP synthase mitochondrial F1 complex assembly factor 1, putative
Exons: 1
Coding region: 1-561 (186 amino acids)
Biological process (GO): mitochondrial proton-transporting ATP synthase complex assembly
Cellular component (GO): mitochondrion
Source: RefSeq, a predicted model, not a curated record
AUGAAAAAUUGUAAAAGGUUUUAUUUUUCACUACCUUGUUCAAGAGAAUUGAAAAAUGUAGUUAAAUUGCAGUUGUUAGAAAAGGAACAUAAAGAUAAAAUAAUCAGUAUAUGGAAAGAUAAGUACAAAGAUGACAAAAAUAUAAUUGCAGAUUAUGUAAAUAUAGAAAAAUAUGAAUUAAUAAAAAAAAAUUGUAAAAAUAAUUCACAUUUUAUUAUUCCACAUAAAAAUAAAAAUGGAUAUAUAAAUUUUUAUUCACAAUUUAUUGAUUGUAAAUUAGUAUUUGUGACCCCACUUCAUGAUUAUAAUAAAUUUAGGACAAAUUCGAUACCAUAUAUAACAUUAAAUUUUUUUGAUGAAUUAAAAAAUAAAGAUAUUGUUUUAACAAAAUUAAGUAUUAUAAAUAAAAUUAUAACCAAAGAUGAAGCUUAUAAAUUUUAUAAUUAUAUUUUAUCCUUUUAUUCUGACUUUAAUUAUUUUCAAUAUGUAUAUAAAUUUAAUAAUGAUAGUAGAAAUUUUAGUUACAAUUGUUUUUUUGAUAAAUUCAAACAUUUAUUUUAA